AUGCUGAGCUCAGUGUGCGUCUCCUCUUUCCGCGGGCGCAAGUCUGGGAACAAGCCGCCGUCCAAGUCAUGUUUGAAAGGGGAGAUGGGCCGGAACGAAGACAACGACAAGAUAGUCAUCAACGUCGGGGGCAUCAGGCAUGAGACGUACCGCAGCACCCUCAAGACCCUGCCGGGGACGCGGCUGUCGUGGCUCACCGAGCCGGACGCCUGCAGCAACUUCGACUACGACCCCAAGGCCGACGAGUUCUUUUUCGACCGGCACCCGCAGGUCUUCGCCUACGUCCUCAACUACUACCGCACUGGCAAGCUCCACUGCCCGGCCGACGUCUGCGGUCCCCUCUUCGAGGAGGAGCUGGCCUUCUGGGGCAUCGACGAGACUGACGUGGAAGCCUGCUGCUGGAUGAACUACCGCCAGCACCGCGACGCCGAGGAGGCCCUCGACAGCUUCGAGACGCCGGAGAGCCAGGACGAUGAGGACAACGGCGACCUCAAACGCCUCUGCCUCCAGGAAGACGGGCGCAAGCUGGGCUGGUGGGCCUGCUGGCAGCCCAAGGUCUGGGCCCUCUUCGAAGACCCCUACUCCUCCAAGAUGGCCAGGUAUGUGGCCUUUGCCUCACUUUUCUUCAUCCUCAUCUCCAUCACCACUUUCUGCCUGGAGACCCACGAGACUUUCAACCACAUCAAAAACAAGACAGAUGCUGUACUGUCGGAGAAUGGAACCAGCAUAAAGGUGGACUAUGAGAUAGAGACGGAGCCCUUCCUCACCUAUGUGGAAGGGAUGUGUGUCAUCUGGUUUACUUUUGAGUUCCUCAUUCGUGUCAUCUUUUGCCCAGACAAGCUGGAGUUCAUCAAGAGCACCCUCAACAUCAUCGACUUUGUCGCCAUCCUGCCCUUCUACCUGGAGGUGGGCCUCAGUGGCCUCUCGUCCAAAGCAGCCAAGGAUGUGCUGGGCUUCCUGAGGGUAGUAAGGUUUGUCCGGAUCCUAAGGAUCUUCAAGCUGACGAGGCAUUUCGUAGGGCUGAGAGUCCUAGGCCACACUUUGAGGGCCAGUACCAAUGAGUUCUUGCUCCUCAUCAUCUUCUUGGCCCUGGGGGUCUUGAUCUUUGCCACCAUGAUCUACUACGCUGAAAGGAUCGGGGCUGACCCAGAUGACAUCACAGGCAGCAAUCACACCGUCUUUAAGAACAUCCCCAUUGGGUUCUGGUGGGCGGUGGUGACCAUGACGACUUUGGGCUAUGGUGACAUGUAUCCCAAGACCUGGUCAGGCAUGUUGGUGGGAGCAUUGUGCGCCUUGGCUGGUGUGUUGACCAUCGCCAUGCCUGUGCCAGUUAUCGUCAACAACUUUGGCAUGUAUUAUUCGCUGGCCAUGGCCAAGCAGAAACUACCAAAGAAAAGGAACAAGCACAUCCCUAGAGCCCCCCAGCCUGGGUCACCUAACUACUGCAAACCGGACAUGCUGUCUCCACAUCGCAGCAACCAGGGCGACUCGUGCCCCCUUGCUCAAGAGGAGAUAAUCGAGAUCAACAGGGCAGAUUCCAAGCAGAAUGGUGAUGCAGCAAAUGCAGCACUGGCCAAUGAGGACUGCCCUACCAUAGACCAGGCCCUGUCACCUGAGGAGAAGUCUCCUGUCACACUGGGUGGUCGGGAGCGCUACAACCGUGACCGAGCCUGCUUUCUCCUCUCCACAGGUGACUUUGGGCAGUCGCCUGAUGGCAACAUCCGAAAAGGUACAUACAUCUAUGAGAAGUCUCACAGCCUGAAUAGCAUUGCUGGACUGCACUUGUCUCCGGCGCCCACUCCCUUCGGCUCGCCUGGUUCCGUCCGACGUCCCCACUCGCCCAUCCCUUCCAUCCUAUAG
Molecule: messenger RNA, 1860 nt
Organism: Rhineura floridana
Lineage: Eukaryota; Metazoa; Chordata; Lepidosauria; Squamata; Rhineuridae
Product: potassium voltage-gated channel subfamily C member 1-like
Exons: 4
Coding region: 1-1860 (619 amino acids)
Biological process (GO): potassium ion transmembrane transport; protein homooligomerization
Cellular component (GO): neuronal cell body membrane; axon; dendrite membrane
Molecular function (GO): protein binding; delayed rectifier potassium channel activity
Source: RefSeq, a predicted model, not a curated record